This is a messenger RNA of Penicillium macrosclerotiorum, 4566 nucleotides long. RefSeq names its product E3 ubiquitin-protein ligase SSM4. Bases 1 to 4566 code for a protein of 1521 amino acids. NCBI's taxonomy places the organism in Eukaryota, Fungi, Ascomycota, Eurotiomycetes, Eurotiales, Aspergillaceae. Gene Ontology annotation, molecular function: zinc ion binding. The record is from RefSeq and is a predicted model, not a curated record. The transcript has 2 exons. Gene Ontology annotation, cellular component: endoplasmic reticulum membrane.
AUGGAGAUUCCGAUACACGACACCCGCGCUCCUGCGGACCCGGCCUCGUUUCCCGACCUAAUGAACGACCCAGCUUUUGACGAGAGGGAACGAGGGCUGGAAGACAUUGAUACCUGUCGGAUAUGCCAUGGGGAGGCAACCGAUGAUGAGCCUCUGUUCUAUCCUUGCAAGUGCAGUGGCAGCAUCAAGUUUGUUCACCAGAGCUGCUUGGUGGAAUGGCUCGCCCAUUCACAAAAGAAACACUGCGAGCUCUGCAAAACCCCGUUCCGCUUUACCAAGCUAUAUGACCCGAAUAUGCCCCAGAACCUUCCGACUCCAUUGUUUCUGAAACAAGCCUUGCUUCAAUCGCUUGGAACCUUGGUCACAUGGCUGCGAUUUGUUCUCGUCGCAUUCGUAUGGCUGGGUUGGCUGCCGUGGUCGAUGCGUGCAAUAUGGAGGGCGUUAUUCUGGCUUGCGGAUGGCCGUUGGUCAGCUGGGGGAACCGUUCAGCAGCGAACUUUACAAUCGACUCAAAAUGAUGCGGCCCAGUGGGCAGCUAAUACCACAUCCGUCAUCAGCUCAGCGACCGCCGCCAUCUCGAGCGCUGUUCAGUCCUCCUCUGGCCCGGCACCCUCAAUACACGCGCCGGGCACCGGCCUUCCCGCCGGUGACCCUCUCAUGCUCACGCUCUUCAAGAAAAUUAUACCAAGCCUUUUCAUUCCUGCAUUAACAUCGACUGUCAACCAGAACACCACCAGUCCCAAUGGCUCCAUGGUUGCGGCGAAGCAGAGAUAUCCAUCCUGGCUUUCGGACGUCAAGUUUCUCAAUAAAUUGACACCGUAUCCCACGAUCAACAACAUGAUCAUCGACACAUUGGAAGGCCAGCUGAUCACUCUUCUUGUGGUAGUUGCGUUCAUUCUUCUCUUCUUGAUUCGAGAAUGGGUUGUUCAACAGCAGCCCAUGGCCAAUAUUGCUGAGGGAGAGCGUGAAGCAGCCUUGCAAUUAAUCGCGAAUAACCCUCCAAACGAAGAACUUCAAGCCCCUCGCCCUGGAAAUUUUCCACCUCGCCCGCAUGCCGAAGUAGAACCGGAACAAAAUGAUCUUCCUGAGCCAGUGGACGAUGAACGCCCUUUUCGGUCUGCCAACCACUCGCCUGCGCCUUCCUGGACUGAUUCGGAUGAUGGUCUUCCAAUCUUUGAGCGGCAGGCUGGAUUCCAUGACAAUGGCCUCCGUAGAGACCUCUUUGGAGAAAAUUCCGAGGUAGAGCCCCAAGAAGCAUCCGAGCGCUCUGAAGUCGCUAUUUUCCAGGAUAUUCUGGCUCGGGGUAAUGGCGACCGAGAUGAAAUAUUGAGACUGAUUCGAGAGGAAGGCCAUGAGGACCGGCUGGGCUGGAUCGUCAACGCACUGACUCGUGUUCCUCCGCAUGUUGCCCAACCUUCUAACCGUGAAGAUGACCUCAAUAUUACAGAGCCCUCUGAAGUCCACCAGGCUUUCGAGGCAGUGGCUGAUCAUCUCGACCCCCAUAUUCCUGUGAAUGGCUCGCCGUUCGCCGCUGCCGACCUCAAUCACGGACCACCUACCAGAGAAGAGGCAGAACCUACCAACACGCAGGCUGAUGAACCCCAGCCUGCUAAGGGUGCCGCUCGGCGACUUGUUGAUUGGUUCUGGGGAGACGUCACACCAGAUCAGCUAGACAUCCCGGAACAAGUACCUGAAGAUGACGAACAUAUUGUUCAAGAUCCUGCACUUGAAGAACCUUUCGUCCCCAUGGCAAACAGGGCAGGCGAGCCGCCUGUGGAUGAGGGUAUGGCAGGACUUGGCGGCGAUGGCGUAUUGGACGCUAACGAAAUGGAUGCAAUUGAAGGGGAUGAUUUCGAAGGGAUUAUGGAUCUCAUCGGGAUGCAGGGUCCUAUCUUUGGGCUCCUUCAAAACGGUGUCUUCUGUGCACUUUUGAUCGCUUUCACUGUGGCCAUUGGCAUCUGGCUUCCCUACUUAUGGGGCAAGAUUGCCCUCGUUCUCCUUGCUAAUCCUUUGGAACUGAUCGUGGGCGUUCCAAUGACCGCCGUCACGGUCGUUGCGGACAUCGCUCUUGAUACACUCAUUGGUGUUCUAGGCUACGUGAUGUAUUGGCUAAGUUUCAUGUUCAAGCUCGUGCUUGGUCCCUUAGGCGCUUUUCUUCCUGCUGGGGAAUGGAUCACACGAGGCAAAUCUGUGACCACCGCUUCACUUUCGUUAAUCGACUCCAGCACCGAUCGAUUGAACAAGGUUGUCAAGGCAUUUCUUGUAUUCCAUGAAUCAGAUAUACCUAUGUUCUCUGUGCUUUCUCACCAGGCUCUGAAGCUCCACCAAGCUCGUCUCGCCGCCGUCCUCCAAUCGACUCUUGCCGUUGUCAAGUUCAUUGUGCAUGACUUCCCGUUACGCCUAGCUACUCUGGGGAUACCAGGCGCCCUUUCAUUCAAUAUUGACCUCUCUCAGAUAACAAGGACCGUUGCUCAAACUCAACAACAGCUCAGCAACUUCACUUCGUCAAUUCUGUCUGGCUCCGGGACGAAGCUAAUGAUGAACACCAGUGUUGCUAGGACGGCGUCGGCUCAGUCACCUAUAGACUACGAACUGGCUGUUUGGAAUACUAAGGACCGGGUCAUCGCCAUCGCCAUGGGUUACUUACUAGCGACAUUCAUGGGUUUCCUCUACCUUCGUGUUACCGGGUUGUUGUCAGGACCCAGCCGUGGCCAGCGCGCAGAGGGAAUCGUUGCUGAGGUUCUUCUUCAGGCCGGUGGAGUAAUGAAGGUCAUUCUCAUUAUAGGGAUUGAGAUGAUUGUCUUCCCACUUUACUGUGGCACUCUGCUGGAUGUGGCUUUGCUUCCCUUGUUUUCUAACGCCACUAUAUCAUCGCGUAUCGCAUUCACAGCUGCGUCGCCUCUUACUUCACUCUUCGUGCACUGGUUCAUUGGCACCUGCUAUAUGUUCCACUUUGCCCUCUUCGUUUCAAUGUGUCGCAAGAUCUUGCGAAACGGAGUUUUAUAUUUCAUUCGCGACCCUGAUGACCCGACAUUUCAUCCUAUUCGUGAUGUUCUUGAACGAAGCAUCACGACCCAGCUCCGUAAGAUCGGCUUCAGCGCCUUGGUCUACGGUGCCCUGGUCAUUGUCUGCCUAGGUGGCGUUGUUUGGGGCCUAUUUUAUGCAUUUGACGGCGUUCUUCCAAUCCAUUGGUCUGCCAGCGCCCCCAUGCUAGAAUUCCCGGUGGAUCUCCUAUUUUACAACUUCGUCAUGCCAUUGGCCAUUCAAUCUCUCAAGCCCUCAGAGGGGCUACACGAACUGUACGAUUGGUGGUUUCACAAGUGCGCCCAUUUCCUGCGCCUCAGCAACUUUUUCUUCCCCGAAAGACAUCCUGAAGAGGAGGGAUCUCAUGUUUACCGCACGUGGUGGGGUCUCCUCACAGGAAGCAAGGGUGAUUGGGAAAAUCCUGUCAUUGGGGAUGAUCAACAGGCUGCCGCAGAAAAAGAAAAGCGCGACGUGUAUUUCCUACGAAACGGGCGAUAUGUCCGGGCGCCCGCUUCGGACCAGGUUCGGAUUCCGAAAGGAACACAGGUGUUUUUAGACGUGACCGAGGAUAACGAACGCGUUGAUGGCCACCCCGAUCCCGAUGAUGGGCUGCAUGGUCGUUCCAGUACCUCGUUUACUAAAGUCUACAUUCCACCUUUCUUCCGGACUCGCAUCGCUGCGUUUAUCCUCUGUAUCUGGCUAUUUGCGGCCGUCACUGGAGUAGGCAUCACCGUUGUGCCUCUGGUCAUUGGUCGCACUGUGAUCUCAUUCUGCUUCGCCAAUCCAGUUCCAGUCAACGACAUCUAUGCUCUCUCCAUAGGCCUCUCCGUCAUUGGUGGGCUUUCCUAUAUGACCUUCUACUGCCGACAGGUCAUUCAAGCGGUGCGUGAGAACCCGACUGCAUACCUGCAAUCCCCGGGCCAGCUCGGCCAAGCGUGUAUUCAGUUGUUUUCGGGGGCGGCGCGACUGCUAUACAUCGCCAUAGCCCUGGUCAUUGUCCUCCCGUCUCUCUUCGCUCUUCUGGUCGAGCUGUACAUCCUGAUCCCAACAUAUACCUUUAUCGGAAAUGGCGAAUCCCACGUUAUGCAUCUGGUCCAGGACUGGACGCUGGGGGUAUUGUACGUACAAAUGGCGAUCAAGUUGACUUUGUGGCACCCCCACUCGUGGGCUGCCGCGGUUCUCAACGGGAUUUUCCGUGACGGCUGGUUGAAACCGAACGUGAACCUGGCGACGCGAGCCUUGAUCCUGCCGCUAUUACUCUUCGCUACUACGGCGGUCGCCGUGCCCCUCACCUUGGGGUGCAUUCUGCGUUGGACCCUUUUCUAUUCCCAUACCGAGCCCCACUUUGUCUAUCGUUAUGUCUACCCCCUUACCCUCAUGUUCGUUCUAGCCGUAUGGGCCACCCACCUCGCUCUCCGACGUGUGGCUAUCUGGCGCAUCAACAUCCGAGACGAUGUGUAUUUGAUCGGGGAACGUUUGCACAACUUUGGCGAGAAGCGGGCGCGGGACGUUGGUGUUUCGCGACGGGUGAUCACGGAGUGA